GCAGCUGUCAGCUGAUCACGGACCCGCAUUGUCACAUGCUGCCCUACAAUCAAACAUGGCUGUUCUCCUCCGUCGCCGUGGUGAAGAGCUCAGAGGUCGACAUGCUGCUAAGGUUCUUCAGCUACCUCAGCAGACUCUCCUGCUACAGACACAUCAUGCUGUUCGGCUGCUCGCUGGCUCUGCCAGAGUGCAUCACCGCCACCGACGGCUCGCACAACAGACAGGUCGUGCUGCCCUGUGCGUCAUUCUGCGAGGCGGCGAGGGAAGGCUGUGAGCCUGUCCUCCAGAUGUUCAACGCCUCCUGGCCCGACUUCCUGCGCUGCUCUCAGUUCAGCAAUGUCACCUCCACGCCUCCGCCACUGUCAUCAUCAUCAUCGUCAUCAUUGGCACCCUCACCAACAGCAGGCCCCGCCCCUUUCACCUGCUACAGCCCGCGACAGACCAAAGGGAAACCAUCUGUGUGCGGCGGGAAGGAUCACUUCCUUUGUGCGACAGGGAUCUGCAUCCCCCAGAAACUGGUGUGUAACGGCUACAACGACUGUGACGACUGGAGUGACGAAACGCACUGCG
Molecule: messenger RNA, 570 nt
Organism: Paralichthys olivaceus (Japanese flounder)
Lineage: Eukaryota; Metazoa; Chordata; Actinopteri; Pleuronectiformes; Paralichthyidae
Source: RefSeq, a predicted model, not a curated record